CCGAGAGGAGAGAAGCUUCCUGUUUGCGUCUGGCCGGGGCAAGAGCGACUAUGGCAUCCACCAUAGGGGGUGCGGGAGCUGCAGUGCCGGCGCUAUCACCAGCAGCGGACCCCGUUUCCUGCACGCUCGGCCGGCGUGAAGCAAAGCGAGGGCCCAUCAAUAUCUUGGCCCAGCUUCGGCAUGCACAGCUCAGCGGCCGGGGCCUGACGCGGGGGUCACAGAUCACAGGAGCUUUGUUAAAAGAAAGAGACAAACAAGCAAAAUGGAAUGGAAUUCCUUUGCUCUUACAAAAGCUCUAUGAGACUAGCCAUGCUAAUAGUGAUUUUUCUCAAUGCCAGAGCAUCUUAAAGGUAAGUUUAUUGGAUCAUUUUCAAUCAAACAUCACUGUGUUAAAACUGUUCUUAAUCACAAGCCAAUGAUCAACAGUAUUAGUA
Thamnophis sirtalis is the source of this 434-nucleotide messenger RNA. NCBI's taxonomy places the organism in Eukaryota, Metazoa, Chordata, Lepidosauria, Squamata, Natricidae. The record is from RefSeq and is a predicted model, not a curated record.